CUUUACUCUGUGUGUGUCUUAUAUUACAGCAAUGCUGCCUGCACAUCAGUGGCCAGAGAGGGGAGAAGGGAGGAAAAGCCUGUUUACACAGACUGCAAACCGCCUGGGGAAUAAUGCAGGAAAGGAAGUGAGCCGGCUCUCUGUCUGACUGCUCUAACUUCCUGCUCUCUCUCUCUCACUCACACACACACACACACACACAUUUGCACACACACUAGCAAAGGGGUGUGUGUGUGAAAGGGAGAAAGAAACAAGGGGAAAAAUCAGGAUCUCAUUACAAGAGCAACAGAGCGUUUUAGAGGACUGUCAGCAUGGAAAACCGGAGGAUUCUACGCAGCUCUCUUUAAAACGGCCAGAAGAGAACUGGAGAGAAGCCCACCAGACCAGGCGCUGGGCAUGGAGAGUGCAAUCACACUGUGGCAAUUCCUGUUGCAGUUGCUUCUUGAUCAGAAACACGAACACCUGAUUUGCUGGACGUCCAAUGAUGGUGAAUUUAAGUUACUUAAGGCAGAAGAGGUUGCUAAGCUGUGGGGACUCAGAAAAAACAAAACUAACAUGAAUUAUGAUAAACUGAGCAGAGCGCUGAGAUAUUAUUAUGACAAGAAUAUUAUCAAGAAGGUGAUUGGUCAGAAGUUUGUGUACAAGUUUGUUUCUUUUCCGGAAAUCUUAAAGAUGGAUCCUCAUGCUGUGGAAAUCAGCAGAGAAAGCCUUUUGCUGCAGGACAGCAACUGCAAGAUACCUCUGGAGAGCCGAGAACAGCAUAAUCUCCCAGUCUUGAAAGGCACAAGCCGCAACGAAUACAUUCAUUCGGGGCUGUACUCAUCUUUCACCAUCAAUUCCUUACAAAAUCAGCCAGAAACUGUCAAGCAAAUUAAAACAGAAAAGCUGGAGGAGAAAUUGGAAGAUGCCACACCUCUGGAAGAAGUCCGGACUGUUAUUAGAUUUGUGACAAACAAAACAAACAAACAAGUCAUGAGGCCUGUUGUGUCAUUGCCAUCUACAUCUGAAGCAGCAAAUGCUUCUCCAUUUUUAGCAUCCUCUGUCUCUGCAAAAGUAUCAUCCUUAAUGUUGCCCAACACAACUAGCAUAUCCUCAGCUUCAUCAAUUUCCUCUCGAUCACCAUCUCUCUCACCUAACUCACCCCUUCCCUCAGAACACAGAAACAUCUAUCUGGAGUCUACUUGCCAGGAUUCAGAUUCUCUUGAGCCGUUGAAUCUUUCUUCCGGAUCCAAAGUAAAAUCUCAUUCUCUUCCUCCAAAGGCUAAGAAACCCAAAGGCUUAGAGAUCUCCGCAUCUCCAAUGGUUCUUUCAAGUACUGACCUCGGCUCUAUUGCCCUCAAUAGCCCUGCGCUUCCCUCAGGAUCCUUGACCCCUGCUUUCUUCACCGCACAGACUCCAAAUGGGUUACUGUUGACCCCGAGUCCACUGCUUUCUAGCAUUCACUUUUGGAGCAGCCUCAGUCCUAUUGCUCCCUUGAGUCCUGCCAGACUGCAAGGACCAAACACCUUGUUUCAGUUUCCAACUCUGCUAAAUGGUCACAUCCCAAUGCAAAUUCCCAGCUUGGAUGGAGCCUCUUCUCCAGUUCUCCUUUCUCCAAAUGCUCAUAAAUCCUGAUGUCUCAGCAAACUGGGGACUCACUAAAAAACUGGAUUUGACACAGCCAUUCUGAUGGGUUUCAUUUUUCUGGUAAAGCCAGGAGGACAUGAUGAAACUCUUUUACUAUGGUUUGCACUUUCCAUUACACAGAUGACCUACUUGUAUGGUGUUUAUUUAGCAUUUUUAUACAGUGAGGGGGUUUUUUGUAUAAGAAAUCUUUUGUGCAUUAAAACAACUUAUAAUUUUUAUAUCCUGCUCUCCAAGUGUUGAACACUGUUAAUGAAGUUAUCUUUCUUAAUACAUUUCUAAACAAUAUGUAAAGGAUGUGAAAUGUUUUACUUCUGUACUUCUGCGUAUAAUGCAUCCUGCUUGUAUAAACUAUAACCGGCUGUGCCUUCUUUUGCAUAAUGUUAUAUAAAUGAUUUAUAUAUUUUCCAGUAUUAAGAUUAAGGUUGGAAAGAACCAAGUAUUGAACACUUUUCUCCCCAUCCUAGUAUUUCAGUAUUCCCCUUUACAGUCAGCCAUGUGGUGCAGCAUAUUCAUGUAAUUUUGAAUUAAGCGCUUUCCAAAUAUAUAAAGAAUAUUUUUGUUUACUUCCUGAACUGACAAGCCGUAAUAUUUUGGCCUGUGGUUAAGAAUAGAACACUAUUUAGAUAUUAGUGCUUGAAUUCUUCUGAAAUAGUAAUAUGGUCUUAAAAUACUUGCAACUUAUAUUAGGGGCAUUUUUUUUUAAUUGGAGGGAAUAGUCUUAUUCAGUGCCACUAUCUUUGUGUAUAAAGCUGAUUGUUAAGAGAUGUCAAUCUAAAAUUUAUUUUUAUGAACAAGUAAAAUUCUCACAUGCUUCUUA
Thamnophis sirtalis is the source of this 2443-nucleotide messenger RNA. It is a transcript of the gene ELK3, whose product is annotated as ETS transcription factor ELK3. Lineage: Eukaryota; Metazoa; Chordata; Lepidosauria; Squamata; Natricidae. The record is from RefSeq and is a predicted model, not a curated record. Gene Ontology annotation, molecular function: sequence-specific DNA binding; DNA-binding transcription factor activity, RNA polymerase II-specific. Gene Ontology annotation, cellular component: nucleus. Gene Ontology annotation, biological process: cell differentiation; regulation of transcription by RNA polymerase II.